AUGAUCGGAACUCGGUCUAUCUCGCUUGACAACUACAUUCCCAAGUACGCCCUCUGGACCGCAUUCAACGCCACUCAGGCUGCCUUCGUCGCGCCCCUCCUGGCUUUCGUCCCUGGUGCGCUCAUCGCCCGCGCCGGUCUCUACACUGUUGCCAUGAUGGGCAGCAUCUCCAUCGUCGGCGCCACCGCCAAGCAGGAGAAAUACCUCUACAUUGGCGGACCUCUCCUGGCUGGUGCUGCCAUCGUCGCAGCUUCCGGACUCGCCCCUCUCGUCAUUCCCGCCACCGCCGUGAGGACCUUGGCUUUCACCGAGAACCUCUGGCUGUACGGUGGCCUGGCUGUCUUCGGCGGCUUCACUCUGUACGAUGUUCAGAAAGUUCUGUACCACGCCCGUCUUGCCGAGGCUGGUGCCAUCAAGAAGGACCCCGUCAACGAGAGCAUCUCACUCGAGCUUGACUUCCUCAACAUCUUCAUCCGCAUGGUCCAGAUUCUCAUGAUGCAGCAGAAUCGCCGUAAGUGA
This is a messenger RNA of Verticillium alfalfae VaMs.102, 519 nucleotides long. RefSeq names its product growth hormone-inducible transmembrane protein. Gene Ontology annotation, cellular component: mitochondrial inner membrane. The coding region runs from base 1 to 519 and encodes 172 amino acids. The record is from RefSeq and is a predicted model, not a curated record. The transcript has 2 exons. NCBI's taxonomy places the organism in Eukaryota, Fungi, Ascomycota, Sordariomycetes, Glomerellales, Plectosphaerellaceae.